AUGUCCAUCUCUAUUCUCCUCACAAUCUCCGUCUUCUUCUCCGUCGCUCGCUUCCCGUCGUGUUUCUCCGUCGAUCAACAGUACGAGCAGUGCUUAUCGCCUCCGAUAUGUGGAUCUGAGGUUUUCCCGAACAACACCACUUACCCGUUCUGGGGCAAUGAACUCGGCAAACCAAAUUUCUGUGGGCAAAAAGAGUUCGAGCUUUCCUGCAAGGAUAAUCAAAUCCUAACGCUAGAGAUCCGGAAUCUCAAACUUCGCGUUGUUUCUGUGAAACCGGAUGAUAAGUCAAUCACCGUAGCAGAUGAGAGUUUGCGCGAGGGUCGCUGCCCACAGAUUAUGAACUUUAACGGAGAUGAUCAGUUCACAAAAACCCCUACCACCGAAACGAUCGAUCUCUUUCAGUGCAACGGUACUCACCAGCCAAUAUCGGUGUCGUCAAGGAUUACUUGUCAACACAGCAACGAAAGCUGGAGUACGACAUAUCUUGUCUUUGGAUCAUCUAUUCCUCCCCGAAAUUGUUUCAAGGUUGGAGAAAUUCCGAUGCUUCGUUCUGCUAAGGACGAUCUUCUCCACUCGAAUGAAACAUUGAAGAUGGCUUUACGAAAAGGAUUCGAAUUGAGGUACACUAUAGAAGAUAAGAUUUGCCUUGAUUGUUCCAGUUCCAGUGGGAUUUGUGGUUCGGAGUCAGAGUCGGGAAAUUUCCGGUGUCUAUGUCAAGACAAGCCUCACAAUUCCUCCUGUUCCAUUAACGAUGACCAAGGCUACGUGCACUUUGAGAAAGGAAUCGACUUUGCACAGAGACUUUAG
Messenger RNA from Arabis nemorensis, 807 nucleotides. The record is from the annotation of a GenBank genome assembly. NCBI's taxonomy places the organism in Eukaryota, Viridiplantae, Streptophyta, Magnoliopsida, Brassicales, Brassicaceae.